Molecule: messenger RNA, 546 nt
Organism: Paramuricea clavata
Lineage: Eukaryota; Metazoa; Cnidaria; Anthozoa; Malacalcyonacea; Plexauridae
Source: the annotation of a GenBank genome assembly
AUGUCAAAGGAAAGUUCUGAUACUCUUGCAGCGCUGAUUGAGAACAAGUUUCUUCAUAUUUUUGGCAGAGAAUUUGUUGAAGCCGUUAAGUUUGCCAUGGGAAUGUGUAAAUAUAAUUUUUUGCCGAAGUUUGAGCAAUUGCAAGCGAUCUAUUACCUGUCUCGCGGUAAAGAUGUAUUCGUUCAUCUGAGAACUGGUUUCGGAAAGUCGCUGAUUUACACGCUCUUUCCAUAUGUUUGCGAUGCUCUGCGAUCGUCACCAAACAACGAUUGCCGUUCAUCUAUCGUCGUUUUGAUUUCACCACUAAUUUCCCUCAUGGAUGAUCAGAUGGCUAAAAUGGCCGAACGAGGAAUACAUAGCGUCAAGCUCACCGAUCUUAAAGACCGACAAGUUGAGGACCUUCGACGUGGAAAAUCGAACAUCAAAAUCGCUUUGUUAUCCCCUGAGGCAUUUACCAGUUUGACUGUAAGGGAGACUCUGAGGGAACUGAAAGAGCAUAUUGUUUGUGUGGCAAUUGAUGAGGCACAUUGUGUACUACAACGGUAG